Messenger RNA from Oreochromis aureus, 899 nucleotides. RefSeq names its product perlucin-like protein. The transcript has 5 exons. NCBI's taxonomy places the organism in Eukaryota, Metazoa, Chordata, Actinopteri, Cichliformes, Cichlidae. The record is from RefSeq and is a predicted model, not a curated record. The coding region runs from base 128 to 772 and encodes 214 amino acids.
UCUGUCUGGAAGAUUUGUGCAAUCUGUACUUUUCCCUUCUCUUUGAUACACAAACUGCUAUAUAAAACAUCAAGAGGGCAGAGAGAGGACACCAAAGUCUGCGAUAUCCUGCAAGCUGACAGCUGACAUGCAUCUUAUCCAAAAGAAAGCCGCCCUGGGCAUUAAAGGCCUCACCAUCCUCUGCGUUGUGCUCGGCCUGUUCACUAAUGCUGAACCUGCUCAGGAUGCAGAGGGAGAGCUGACCUUUCUAAAGCUGAAACUAGAGUCUUUGAAGGACCGCAUUAGACACCUGUGUAACCAGUACUCCGACCUGGCACACAACUGUUCAGCUCCAGCGAUCAACUGCACAGAGUGUCCUGAUGGGUGGGUUCACGUAGGGGAUCACUGCUUUGUCCUCAGCAAAGAUACCGACGGUUGGCUUAACAGUACGCUCAAAUGUAAGGAUAUAGGCGGACAUCUCGCCAUCUUGACCACCAAAGAAGAGCAUGACGCUCUUGAAAAAGAAGCCAGGAGGAUUGGGACGUUUAACCCAUUCUACUGGCUUGGGCUGACUGACAUUGAGAACGAAGGAAACUGGAAAUGGGUGGACAACUCAACGCUUCAAGUCUCAUUUUGGAACACACUGAAGUCUGAGCCGGAUAACAACGAGUCCGCUGGGAAAGCUGGAGAGGACUGUGCGGUGGUGGACACCCAGAAUCAGAACUGGUACGACGUUCCCUGCUCCUUCCAGUAUCGACGAAUCUGUCAGAUGGACGCCAUCCCGCUAAAGUAGCUCAAGGGGACCUCUACAGGAACGUCACUCAGAAAGAUUUUGAUGCUUUAUUGAAAACAUCUGCUAAUGUUUCUACACAUUACAGUUUUCAUCUUUCCACUUUCAGCAAUAAACUAUACACAAAUAA